AGUCACACUGGAGCCGCAUAGUCCACUGUCCGUCUGCUGUCGACAGGAUCGAUAAUGUGACAGUACCGCUGACGCGGAACCUGGGAUAUUUACUGAAUACUUCGUAAAGAUGAGGCGCUGAAAGAGAGAGAAUGAUAUACGGGCUCAGAUACAAAGAGAGGUUAAGUUCCCCUAUUGUAACGGUUAUGAUAAUGAGACAGACAAGUGCGUACACCAUCUACUGUGGGUAAGAUUAAGAAGCGACUUGCUUUGAAUAUAUCCAACAUGUCAGCGAAAGACGAAAUGAGUCAGAAGGAAAAUGUAAUAGAAUAACACCCUUUAAAUGUUUUGAUGACACUUAAAUGUUGAUUAAGUAUAUUGAUACUGGCAUGACGACUAAUUUUCCAGUUGGCGAUACCUGUUGGUUUUAAGGUACUGUAGGUAGUCAGGUUAGUUAACUGUACUUUUUAGAUGAGAUCAAGACACACCCUAUAGAGAGCAUGUUAAAACGUGGAGGUAAAACCAGCUACAACCCAUAUUCGACGGGGCAGAGAGUAAAGAAGGCCGAGUCUAAAUCCAAGAGCAAACUGGACAUUUUACCCAACCGCCCGAAUGUCUUGCUCAAACAGCUCUCCAUCCUCCAGGAGAUGCCCCGUCGAGACGGCGUCGACGCCACCCUUUCGCCCUCCCUCUCCUCCUUGACCCUCGCCCUCCAGUCUGGUGUCUCCCUGGACCCAUCCCUGUCCUGCCCCGGAACCCCCAGCGCCCAGCACGGCAGGAUGACAGGGGUGGGCAUGGCCUCCCCCGUGUCCACCCUAAAGAGGCCCACGGCCCUCAGCCGGCACGCCAGCGCGGCCGGCUUCCCCCUCCAGUCCUGGGUGUUCACCAAGGCCCAGGCCAAGGGGGCGACAAGCCCGGGCCUCCCAGCCGAGGGUCCGGAGAGCACGGCUAUCGAGGUGGAAGACAUCCCCGCUCUGCUCAGGGACGUGGCUCGCUUCGCCGAGGCGGUGGAGAAGCUGAAGGACGUGGUGCUGCUGGAGGGCAAGCAGGAGAACAGGCGUCCCCUGGCCCACGUGUGUCUGGGGGAGGUCCUGAGGAUCCUGCGCCAGGUGAUCAACACCUACCCCCUCCUCAACACGGUGGAAAUCCUCACCGCCGCCGGAAAACUCAUCUCCAAGGUCAAAGGAUUCCACUAUGAAGUGUCUAACGAGUCGGAAAAGAAUGACUUUGAGAAGGCCAUCGAGACCAUCGCUGUUGCCUUCAGUAGCAACGUCUCGGAGCUGCUGAUGGGGGAGGUGGAUAGCAGCACCCUGCUGUCCCAGCUGCCCACAGAGAGGAGCAGGUCUCUGGAGAACUUGUAUGCGGGCGCAGGCUCUGAUGGAAACUACUUCAGGACAGACUUCCACAACCUGGGUAUGAGACCACCUCCAUCUAUGGAUCUCCUGUCCGACACACUCUUCUGGUCCUCAUGGUGUGUGUGUGUGUGUGUGUGUGUGUGUGUAGCCAUGAAAGCGGAGGAGGUGGACAUUGUGCUGCAGCGUAGCGAGGGAGGUGUGGACUCUGCUCUGCUCUACGCCAAGACCAUCUCCAAGUACAUGAAGGACCUGAUGACCUACGUGGAGAAGAGGACCUCGCUGGAGGUGGAGUUUGGCAAGGGUCUCCAGAGACUAUACCAGUCCUGCAAACACAGCAUCACUCAGCCCCACAUGCCGUUGUUCUCCAUCUACUCCCCUGCUCUGGAGCAGGACCAGGAACAGAGCAAUGGUCUUCAACAGGCUGCCAACCUCCUGCACACCAAGACCUUCAUGCAGCCUCUCAUGCAGCGCAAGUACGAACAUGAGAAGAGGCGCAAGGAGAUCAAGGAGCAGUGGCACCGAGCGAAGAGGAAACUGAUGGAGUGUGAGGCCAACCUGCGUAAAGCCAAGCACGCGUACACGGCCCGCUGUGAGGAGUACCAGGCCAGAGCGGCCGCCAGCAGAGCGGAGGAGGAGGGAUGGGGUUCCACCGGCAAGUCUCUGGACAAGAAGAGGCGCGUGGAGGAAGAGGCCCGCAACAAGGCGGAGGAGGCCGAGGCCACCUACAGGACAUGUGUGGCGGAUGCCACCACCCAGCAGCAGGAGCUGGAGCACACCAAGGUGACGGUGCUCAGACAGCUGCAGGAGGUCAUCAAGCAGAGCGACCAGACCCUGCGCUCGGUGACCAUCUCCUACUACCAGACCAUGCACGCCCAGACAGUGGUGCUGCCGGUGCAUUACCAGACCCUGUGUGAGAGCAGCAAGCAGUACGACCCGGGCCAGCAGUACGCUGCCCAUGUCAAAGACCUCCAGCUCCCCGAACAGCCCGAAGUCAGCUACCAGUUUGAACCCUACUCCAGCCAGCACUCGUCUCGGGGACGUCAUGACAGCUUCAACACGGACCACCAGAGCUCUGUGGAGAGUCCCGCUAGCACGGUGGAGCCCCGCCCCUCAGACGGCACCAGCUCCGAGGACAGGAAGAGGAAGGGCCACAAGUCGUGGGGCUCCACGGUCAGUGACGACAGUGGAGGAGGAGAGGGAGGCUUAGAAUCUCCCAGCUCUAGCACAGCUGACAUCAGCAAGAUGGCGCGUACCUCCUCCACGGGCACCAUGUCGUCCAAUGAGGAUGCAGACGAGAAGGACGGGAACGGGGCCUCCUUCGAGACACCAAACAUCAACGGUAUGGAGCCUGAGAUGGUGGCUCCCACGGGGCCUUUCAGGAACGUGGGCCUGUCCAAGGCGGCCCAGACCCACCGCAUGCGGAAGCUGCGGACCCCGGCCAAGUGUCGGGAGUGUGACAGCUACGUGUACUUCCAGGGAGCUGAGUGUGAGGAGUGUUUCCUGGCGUGUCACAAGCGUUGCCUGGAGACCCUGGCCAUCCAGUGUGGCCAUAAGAAGCUGCAGGGCAAACUGCAGCUGUUCGGCAGGGACUUCUCCCAGGUGGCUGGGGACAGCAGCGACGGCAUCCCCUUCAUCAUCACCAAGUGCAUCUCAGAGAUAGAGAGGAGGGCACUGCGGAUGAAGGGCAUCUACAGGGUGAACGGCGUCAAGACUCGUGUGGAGAAGCUGUGUCAGGCGUUUGAGAACGGCAAGGAGCUGGUGGAGCUGUCCCAGUGCUCCCCACACGACAUCAGCAACGUGCUCAAGCUCUACCUCAGACAGCUCCCAGAGCCCAUCAUGCAGUUCCGCCUGUACCACAGCCUGAUGGGGCUGGCCAAGGACAGCCUGCACACAGAGGGGGAGGGGGGCCCUGAGGCGGAGGAGGCCGGGACAGGAGUCCACGGGGCGGGCAGGGGUCCGGAGCUGGUGGACCUGGGCCCGGACACAGACCCCGACUUCCUGGUCCUGGUGGACAAGCUGAGGGAGCUACUGAGUGGACUGCCCAAGAAUAACAUCUCCACGCUGCGUUACAUCACACGCCACCUCCGCAGGAUUGCCGAGUUGGAGCAGGACAACAAGAUGAGCCCCAGUAACCUGGGCAUCGUGUUCGGCCCGUCUCUGAUGCGCCCUCGCCCCACCGGCGCCACCGUGUCCCUGUCCUCCCUGGUGGACUACCCCCACCAGGCGCGCAUUGUGGAGGCCCUCAUCGUCUUCUACACCUCCAUCUUCCAGUCCAAGUCCUCCAGGACCUCCGCCAGUCAGUCCUCCACCUCCCCCCCACAGAGCGGCGCGGAGGGCGAGAGCACACCGGACACUGCAGAGGUGGAGGAACAGGACGGCGGCGAGGAGCCGGGCAGAACAGACUCUGACAAGAUAGACGAGGGAUGCGGCAGUUCUCCAGGCUCCCUGGGCUCCAGCGAGCAGCUGGAGGACUCGGUCUGGGAGCUGGACGAGUCCGGUCAGAGGACCUCCCUCUCGGAGCGUCCAGCCAGGCUGGUCAAGCAGGAGAGCGAGGUCAGCACCGACGACGACCAGCUGAGCUGCCGGGACAGUCUGGAUCUCUCUGGGCAUUCUCUUCCCUUGGUCGACCAGGACAAGGACCAGGACCCGGAGCAAAUCCAGGACUCGGAUCAGAGCCAGGAGAGAGAAGGAGCCCUUGACGGUGACCCCCCCGCCCCUCCGGACACAGAGCCCCCAGACUUGGAGGUCUCUGAGCAGCACCUGGAGCUGAGCGCCUCCAUGGCAGAGCUCGACAUGAACCAGUCCAACAACAACAACAACUGUGUGCUGGGCAUGGCAGGGCACCCACUGGCUCACCUGUGUGUUGGUAAGCUCCCCCUGAGCAGGAGCAGGGACGGGGAGGCCGAGUUUGUGUAAACAAGUGCACCUCAGUCGUGUUCGGUUGGGAAUACAGGCAUGUAUUGCGACUAUAAAAAUAAAAAAAAAAGUGAGGAGGGAGAGUUGCUUAUGAGCAGUUUCAUCUGGCGUUUAGUUCAAAAUGGCAGAUGUUUAGAUGUUUUUCAUCCAUGAGUCCUGCUUUACCAACUGUUCCAAACGAUCUGAGAAAGGUGUAUUUUCUAAUGUAUAGUACAUUAGUACUGAAUGUGUCAAGUCUUAAUAGCUUUUAUUUAGAUGUGGAUGUUUGGAAGCGAUAAGGUUACUUUGCUGAUUGUGCCAACUUCAAUGCUUAUGGGCCUGCUGUUUUUUAAACUUUUAAAUUUGUUUUAUUUCUGUCCCAUUUUCAAACAUAUAUUACACAUUGCUCCUAAAAGCUUGAAUUAAUGCCUAGUGAAGUUUGGUGUGUCAGAUUGAUGUAAGCAAUACAUUUCUAAGCAGAUGUUGGUUAGGGUUAAAGUGCUGCUGGUUUUAUUUCGGCACUAAAACUAAAAGUUGUAUCCAGAGGGGAUUUUAUUGAUUUGUUUCCAUCACUGUUGCCUGGUUUUGUAUGUAAUAUGUGCUAAAUACAAUUUUCCAAUUUAUUAUAAGAAUUAAAAGGGUAAGCAUCCUAUUGAAAUGAUUGAA
Messenger RNA from Osmerus eperlanus (European smelt), 4895 nucleotides. It is a transcript of the gene arhgap45b, whose product is annotated as Rho GTPase activating protein 45b. NCBI's taxonomy places the organism in Eukaryota, Metazoa, Chordata, Actinopteri, Osmeriformes, Osmeridae. Gene Ontology annotation, cellular component: membrane. The transcript has 22 exons. Gene Ontology annotation, molecular function: GTPase activator activity. The record is from RefSeq and is a predicted model, not a curated record. Gene Ontology annotation, biological process: activation of GTPase activity; signal transduction. Bases 480 to 4250 code for a protein of 1256 amino acids.